Molecule: messenger RNA, 3655 nt
Organism: Tympanuchus pallidicinctus (lesser prairie-chicken)
Lineage: Eukaryota; Metazoa; Chordata; Aves; Galliformes; Phasianidae
Gene: CCDC71
Product: coiled-coil domain containing 71
Exons: 2
Coding region: 150-1346 (398 amino acids)
Source: RefSeq, a predicted model, not a curated record
CGGAAGCGGAACUGGGCGGUAUUUCCGGCGCUCUGCGGGCGGCCAUGUUGGAGCGGAGAGUGCGGCGCAGAGGCGGGUGCGGGUCUGGCGGCGGCCGGUGCCUAGGGUUGUUUUUCCAGUAAUUUUGAAGCACCCGAUUGCCUAAUGCCAUGAAUAUUGCAGUGAACAAUGUGGAAGAAAAAGCUGUCCAUUCCUGGUCGAGAAUUUACUCUGCAGGACAAAAAGUGCUGGAGGAAGCCCUCCGAGUCUUCAAUCCCAUGUCGAAGGACCUUUCAGACACAGAAACCCAGCUGGUGGCCUUCAUUCAGGGCCUCAAGGAAGAGGGCUUCCAGCCCACAAUUCUGAGGAGCAAAGAUGUGUAUGGGUACAGCUCGUGCACAGCAGACACACCUAGCCAGGCAAAAGGGAGCACGCCGCACAGCUGUGCUGCUGCCACCACCUCCAGCCCCCCUAAGACUCCAGCUAGAAGCACUGCAGCCAUGGCGAGGGCAUCUGCUUCCCCCACCAGCAUUUCUGUGAACUCUUCGAGAGUCUCCCCGCCAGUCUCUAAAGGUGAUUCCACAAAUCUGCUGCUGAACUCCUUUAAGCAGACCAGGUCGGGGAAGUCCAAGGCCCCAGCAGUGGGCUUUCCUGCAAGCAUGUAUCCUGAUGUGUGUCCGGCAGUGAGGCUCUCUGUGGUUCUGGAAGCUCUGGUGCCACUGAAAACCCCCACAUCCUGUUUGAAAUCCAAGUACGGACGUGGGCCUCUUGGGGUAUCACCCUCGGACCUUAAACUCCUUAAGGUUUCAAGCCAGACAAGGCAAUUUUCUUCAGGCAAGACCACUAAAAUAAGAGAAGGCAGGCGAUGUAAGCGUGUGGGAAAGAAAGCACCGGAUUCUGCCACCCUCGCUUUAAAUCUUCUGAAGGGACUAAAGGGUGGAGUGCUGCAGGAGAGCAAUGCUUGCAAAGCCUCAGGAGUCCUGAACGGAAGAAUUGCAGGCAGCUCCUCCCAAGGCUGCACCACAGCACCGCAGUCCAAGGCCUUGAAAAUCAAAGCUAAGGAAGCUCCGGUGGGGAAAGCGGAGUGGAAAGAUAACAGCACUUACCAGGAGACUGUUGGGAAGAAGAGGAAAAGAGUUGCAGAGGCGAGAGAUGCGCCGCAGAGAAAAAAAUCAAAAUCCAUUCCUGUCCAAAAUAAGACUCGACGAGCUCGGAGCACUUUGAACCUGCUGAAAUUUUGGGCCAUCAAGGUGGGCAACUCUUCUUCCGACGAUGAAGUGAGAAGAAGAGCACAGAAGAUUCUUAGAGUCAACCUGUCCCCUGUGAUCCGAAUUCAGCCCUUGUCCCACUCUCACAGCGUCCCCUGAGUUUCUUCACUUGGUCACUUUUUGUAAGUAAAUAUGAUCCUGGCACCGGAGCGUGGUGAAGUUUGAGAGCAACUUUGGAUUUCUGGUGCUUGGUGACUGUACAUCGACUAACCUGCAGACGGAGCAGCCUGCUCUUGUGCUGCUUCUGGCUGUCCACCACCACCACUGUGCAGAACUGGCUGCACGAGUACAGAACCGUGUUUAGGAAUACGGGAUGGUGCCUUUGGCCCACCGUGAGCCAAGCAGGUCAGAGCGCCCGCCUUCUCUGGUCUCUCUUCUAAAUGUGGCAGGCUGUGCUCUCACUGCAGGGUCAGAACACAUGACUUUCUCAUGACAUGGAUGCACUGUGAUAUUGCUCUUUUUCAAGCUGUACAUUUACUGGUUUUAUUUUGAUCAAAUUUUAUAACUUUAUAUAUCCAUAUAUGUGCAUAUAGCCCAGGAACUGUGGGAAGAUGCACUUCCUCCAUCCCUCUGGGAUUGGGUUCGAUAGCUUUUGUUCCCCCUUCCUGUCAGCCAGUCUUUUGUUGAAGGUGCUGGGAUUUCGUUGUGUUUCAGUGUUGUGGCAGUCUGAUCUGGGUGCUCUUGGAACAGCUCAGAAGCAGGCAGAGUUAUAACCACUUGAAAAUGCCAAGCAGUCUGGAGAAUUACCAGCUGGUAGUUGGUACUGUCGUACCUUUUUUAUCCUCGAGAUGAUACUUUUGGUAUUACCUCUGCCUGAAAGUGGGGGAGUGCUACUGCGCUGUCGCUUGCAAUUUUGCUGGAUGUUUCUGGGUGCUUCCUCUAUUAAUUGUAACAGGAGCUCUGAACUCAUCUAGAGGGUUUGCCUCCAAAGAGCAAUCCUACUGGAGCCCACUGUUGUUCCCCCCUCUCGUACCUCUGUUGCAAAGGUAGAAAAUGAGCCGUGACUGUUACAGCCUUAGGGCUGGAGUUGCUGAUCGGAGUUGCUUGAAGUGCCCUGCCCAUGAUGUAGCUACCGUUGCUGGACACGUCAGGAGCAGGUUCUAGGUGUUGGUAGAGAAGAUGCCCGCUGAGUCUGAAUGUAUUAGAUAAAGCUCACCUGUCUCAGAGUUCAGUGGCAUCUGUGAGCCUGAAUCACUGAAGAGAUGGAUUAUUGAAAGGUAUAUACCAGCACUUACGUGUGGAGAGUUUGUGGGGAUGUCUGUCAGUUUGUGGGGAUGAAGCAAUAGGAGGGGAGAAUCACUGCAUAAUGAUGGAUAGCAGCUUUGCCAACCUCUGGGAUGUUGGGAGAAGGUAUGAGGCAGGCGUGACAGCUCAGCAAAGGCUCUGCUGGUCCCCAGGAGCACCACGUGCCACUGCAGCGGGCUGUGCUGCUGCCUGUGCCGGGGCAGGCUUGGUUCGAAGCUGAGUGAGCAGCACACAGCAGCUGUAGGGACGGCACACGGGCAUGUACACAUGGCUGUGAUGGGAUGUCAGUGGGGUAUGGCAGUCUGGCAGCCCGGGGAGAGGCAGUAGUGCCUGGCUGUUUGCCGUGCUGCGUUCAGGUCUCUGCAGCAGCAGGCUGGUAAUCCACUCAUUCUCUCACCAGCUCAAAAUACUUUGUCUGACCUAGUAAUCUCUGGGGACAUUGGUGGAAGGGAUGAGCUCUCCAGGGAAGCCACAGCUUCUUACGUGUCAGCUCUUCUCUAGCACCAGUCUGGAUUUCAGUGCUUAAUAAAAGGGGUUGGUGUCUGAUCGCCAGCUCAGAGAGCAAAACUGAGGUGGGGAGAGGAGAAAGGAGUUUCACUAGGGAGUGAGAGGGCAGAGGAGCUGGUGUUCUGGGGCACAGCUCGGGCUCAGCUCUCACCCUCGGGAGAUAAUGGCUGGCCCUGCAUCACACGCUCUGCUUCCUGGGCAGUUUGACUGUGUGCAGCUGACCUGCUGUCAGACAUCAUAACUUGCAGUGUUCAGGACUGACCUGUGAAUGCCGCUGGUUGGCUGCAGAGCAGGAGGAAUGUUUUCUUCUCCUGUGCCCUGGCAGAGAAUCCCCUUUCCUGACAUGUUCUGGAUGAACAAGAACCCUCCAUCACUGCUAACUGGCCAGAAAUUACUUUGUCCCUUUUGUUCCCACCCCUUCAGACCUUUCUCAUUCCCACGCUCUCAAAUGCCAGGUCUCAAAGUCCUGUGCUGGAGUUUCUCUUUCUGGCAGUGUCCCAGGGAGGGCUCUGUGGUAUCGCUGCUCUCGUGGCUCCUCUGUUCCCAGCCCCAUAUAAGGGCACCAAGAGCUGUCCUGGAGCUUCUUUGUGCAGCACGAGACCUCCCAGCAGUGUGCCUGGGUUCCACUGGGAAAAGCAGUUGCUCAUCCACAGGGC